UCUAAAUGAAAGCACUUACAUAAAUAGAAAAAAAAAAAAAAAAAAUAAAAACAGCAUUUAUAACUCAUUCGACAGCAUUUCGAUCAAUUAAAAGUGGAACAGUAGCGGAAGAUCUUCUGUUAAAGGUAUAUUAAAUAGAAGUAUGAUUGGAUAUCAUUACUUCGAUGUGCGACUGAAAUUUCGGGAUUUUGAUAAGGUUGAGCUUACGCCAAUUUAUUUUCGGGGCUGCGUUUUGAACUCAUUGGAGAAAUUCUUUGGCGAAAUUGGCGGCAAGACUAGUUUGGAUAUUGUAAAAUUUAGCGUAGAACAGCGACGAGUUGUUUUCCGCGUGCCCGAGGAGUUCUAUAAGCGCAUCCAUACUGUAAUUACAUUGAUUGGGCAUUACCAGGAAGUACCGUGUCAUUUUCAAGUUCUGAAAACUUCUAAGACUCCGUUGGACUUCGAAAAGUAUUUUAUUGGAGAAGAUAAAGGUGAAGAAGCGUAACGAGACAAUAGUAAAGCAUGGCGUUCUCGUAUUGUAAAGUCUUCGGCAAAGAUAAGGUGAUCUUUGCCACCAAAGAGGAUCAUUCAACGCCCAGUACUGUUGAGUUGCCAGCACCAGAGCCGCCCCAGGGUCUCAUCACAAAAGAUGGCAAGAUUAAUUGGAGCUGCCCAUGCCUGGGUGGCAUGGCUACCGGACCAUGCGGCGUUGACUUUCGAGAAGCUUUCUCAUGUUUUCAUUAUAGCGAAGCGGAACCGAAAGGUUCUGAUUGCUAUGAGGCCUUCCGUAAGAUGCAGGAUUGUUUCCAGCAAUACCCCACUGUUUAUAAUAAAGCCAAUGGUGGAGAUGAUGACGACGAUGCCCUUGGUGAUGUUAUGAGUUCCGAUAGUAGCUCCAAUAU
This is a messenger RNA of Drosophila mojavensis, 881 nucleotides long. RefSeq lists its product as uncharacterized. Bases 143 to 484 code for a protein of 113 amino acids. The transcript is spliced from 2 exons. Gene Ontology annotation, biological process: tRNA 5'-leader removal. NCBI's taxonomy places the organism in Eukaryota, Metazoa, Arthropoda, Insecta, Diptera, Drosophilidae. The record is from RefSeq and is a predicted model, not a curated record. Gene Ontology annotation, cellular component: ribonuclease P complex.